Molecule: messenger RNA, 627 nt
Organism: Dendrobium catenatum
Lineage: Eukaryota; Viridiplantae; Streptophyta; Magnoliopsida; Asparagales; Orchidaceae
Product: subtilisin-like protease SBT3.17
Exons: 3
Coding region: 86-478 (130 amino acids)
Source: RefSeq, a predicted model, not a curated record
CUCCCAAGUUCUCCCACGUUGCAAUUAUCCACCGUAUUAAAAGAAGAGGCCGGCUGUUCUUCGAUAGCUGUACAAAACUGCUUUGAUGCGCUUAUUAUUCUUCGUCUCUGUGUUCCUACUGAUCGCACAGAUUUCUUUCCUGAUGGCGGAGGAAUCGAACAAGUCUGCCGGUGGUUCCAUUCCCGGCUCAGGCGAGGAUGCUGCCGUCCACAUCGUCUAUGUCGAUCGUCCGGGGGAGGAGGAGCCAGAGGCUUUCCACAUUCGCACCCUUGCCUCCGUCGUUGGAGGCGAGGACGCGGCAAAGGAUGCGCUUAUCUACCACUAUAAGCACGCAGCGAGCGGGUUCUCUGCUAAGUUGACCCCUCAGCAGGUUGCUGAGUUGUCUCAGAAACCAGAGGUUCUUCAGGUUGUGCCCAGCCGGACCAUGCAACUCCAUUCUGGUACUGGCGCCGAAGUUCAUCGCCAGGGUGCAGUGUGAGUCGUCUGGGAGAUAGAUAUGAGUGUAAUGAUGCUAUGGUGGAGCACUUUGAAUAAGUUCAAUGUACUGUUAUUUGAAAUUUCAGUCUGCUUAUUAUAAUUAUCCUUGUCUUGAUACUAAAUAUAAUGGAUGCCUUAGUUACUUGACUA